Aphanomyces astaci is the source of this 2268-nucleotide messenger RNA. RefSeq lists its product as hypothetical. Gene Ontology annotation, biological process: RNA processing. The transcript is spliced from 4 exons. NCBI's taxonomy places the organism in Eukaryota, Oomycota, Saprolegniomycetes, Saprolegniales, Verrucalvaceae. Gene Ontology annotation, molecular function: ribonuclease III activity; nucleic acid binding. The record is from RefSeq and is a predicted model, not a curated record. The coding region runs from base 4 to 2226 and encodes 740 amino acids.
AACAUGGCCAAGGCAACACCGCCGAAGCGAAGGAACGGCCUGAAGAAGAAGGCUGCCGCUGCAUCCAAAAAGGCAAAGAAAUCCCAGACGCAUGUGAAGGUGACGGGUCGACCUGCACGGGCGAGCAACAACGGCAGUGCUCGCACUCUGAACAAGGUCGAGAACGACGCUACGCUGCUGAAGCGACGGAAGUCCGUAGCAAAGCAGGCUGCAUCCAAAAAGUCAAACAAGUCCCAGGCAUAUGUGAAGCUAAACGUCCAAUCCGCACAGACACACAGCCUCAGUCGUCGAACCCGACGACACAAGGUCGAGAACGACUUGGCGCCGUCGACGCGAAGGUCCAACGCCGCUGCUGUUCCCUCCAAGGCAUCCAAAACCAAGUCCAAGACGCAUGUCAAGCUCCAGUUCCAACCUGCAUGGACGAGUAGUAGCAGCAGUCCUCGCACUGUGGAAAACGCGAACAAGGGCGAGAACGACGUGCUGGAAUGGGUGGGCGACGCUGUCCUCGACGAACUGGUCGGCCGGUCGCUGCUUCGGCAUGUGCAUAAUAUCUUCUCCGCGCCAACCACGAUCCACACAGUCGACACACAAGCGAGUGACGUGUCCAACUUGGCGCUAUUCCGCCAGCUACGUAAUGCCCUCGUGACCAACGCCACCCUGAGCGCAGUGUACGACAAGCUGUUUCCAACCAUCUUGGUCAUCCAUCCAUCGUCAUCGGUCAAGCAAAAGGCCGACGCAGUAGAAACCCUCGUCGGCCGCAUCUCGACCCGACACAAAUCCGCCAAGGACAUCCAUCAACUCGACACGAUUCUGUCCAUGAUGCUCCAAGUCGAGUUCACGCAUUGGGCCGUGGAACAAGAAGAAACGGCCCGCCAGUCGAUCAACCAGUUUAGUCUGUUGGAAUCGUGGCUCGACACGGACGACGACGAGGACGCUCUUGCCCUCGCCCCCGACCAAUCAAAUCACGCCACGUCAUCACUGGGUGAUCGAUUGUUUCCAGCUUCGUCCCCAAUCUCCCCCUCCUCCAGAGUCCCAUAUCCCCCGCCAAAGAUCGCCUUCCAUGCCUUUGCCGAUCCCAUGAUAUCUCCUCGAACUGAUGAUACAUUGCCGUCGGUGGUUGACGUCGUCCGCGCGUGGGUACCGGCGCUGCAAACGUCAUCGCAUAUCGUUCAAUCGUCGCGAGUCAUGUUUGAAGUGUUCAAGCUGUACGGUCUGUCGGUGCUAAAGGAGCGCAUAAGCACAUUCCUUGUCCAAUCGACCAAGCCUAUCUCGACACCAUCGAGGAGCCCUGCCACACUCACGAGGGUCCGCCAACAGAUCCUCAGCAUCGAACGGCUAGCUCAGAGCGCGUCCGUACUCUCGAUCGUGUCGACAGACCAUCCCACCAAACUCCAAGCCAAUACGCUGCGCGCCGCCGUCGGGUUUGCAAGCGCCACGAAUCGACCUGACAUCGUCGACGCCAUCUGCUGUCUGCUAAUGUACCUCCAUCAAAGCCCCGAAAAGUGCCUCGCAUGCGGCACCGCGGCACCCAUGGACUUGGACGACCUCGCGCUCCAUGAAGGGUCGACGUGCCCAUACUCGUUGGCUGCGUUCAUAGCGACGCAGUGGCACUCGCAUCUGCCAUCUGUGACAUCGCUCGCCGAUCUGCCGCGGACUGCCGCCGCCACCGUCGAGUUUCUCAAACGCCGACACAUUCCGUGGGAAACCCAGGAAGACACUCUGCAUACGUGGCUGCCUUCUCGAUGGUGCGAUCUGGACUUGCUAGCUGCACCCACGCUUGACAGUACACCCUCUCGCAAGCGAAAGCGAGUACAUGACGGCGAGCGGCAGUCCCCAGAUUCGACGUGCCGCAAGACAUAUAACCACUUUGCCUUGUUGAAGCGGUUCUGCCACCGCCGGUUUCUAUUUAGCCUGGAGGCGUUGGUCAUUGGAUUUGCCCAGUACGACACGGCGGCGUGCCGGCUGCACCUCCGCGAAGCCGCUGACGACCUCGAGCCGUGCAUCGACGACCUGGGCGUGUGCAGUGUGUCGGAUCAGUGCUUGUCCCUGGUGCUGAAGGACAGCUUUUAUCGGCUGCUCAUGCACGAGCUAGUGAAUUUCCACCACCUCGAUGCUAAAAGCCAUACAAAACCCAAUGGGUUGCGCGUGAUGCAAAUUCGGCGGCCAAAGGGGUACGUGUGGCCCGAAGAUACCUACACGAACGAAGCGGUUGCCAUUGUCGACUAACUAGAUAAGAAACAAUAAAACACCAAAUAGUGUGGAUUCGAU